GUAAAUCGAAUUUGGCACGAUGUUGAAGUUUCAAACUGUGACCAAGGAGGACCUAAAAUUGGCUGCCUCCAUUCAACGGAGGCGGCAGACCGACGCGGAGAGGAAAGAACGGAUAUUCAAUUCGCGGUUCAGAUUAAUCGGGAUAGACAAGGAAUUCUUGGACAAACAGGUCGAGGAAAAGAAGCAGCAACGUGAGCUGGAACAUGCCCGAGAAUCCCAGCUCGACGAGAAUUUGCUUCGCUGUAGUCAGCUCGCGGUGCAACGGCAGAAACAAGAAGAAGAGGAGAAACGACGAAUAGAAAAAGAAAUCGAGGACUAUAGAAAAUGUUAUCAGCGUCCUGAGGAUCGUCAGAACUAUGAUCUGGAGAAAGGCGAUCGCGACCUAACCAUCGGCGGAGGUUUCGCGCAGCUAUUGGAGGGCGAAGCCGGUGAUCCGAAGGAACGUUCCAAGGUGCAAAGGGAAGAGUAUAGGUGGUGGCUCGAGAAGCAAACGAGCGAGCGCGUGCAGGUAAAAAGAGAGCUUCAGGAAGCGGACGAUGCAUAUGUGGCAGCCGUCAUCGCCAGAGACCAGCGGGCCAGAACGCUGGAUCAGAUGGAACGAGACUGCCGUCGAAGGUUGAACGAAGCCAACGCGCGAUUUAAUCGAGCCCUGGCAGAGGAGCAGGAGUACCGCCGCCGCUGCGAAGCCCUUCAAGAGGAGGAGGACAAGAAGGCGGAUAUCUACAAUCACGUGACUGGAGACUUCCUCACCGAAGCCAAAGAGCAGGCGGAGAGUACCCGUGGACCGCACAGACCUCUGGCCACGCGUUACAAGGGCAUGACUGCCGAGGAGCUCAGGGCUUUCAGGGAAGCGCAAGCAAACCAGUUGAAAGAAAUCGAGCGAAUGAAAUUCGAGGAGAGGCAGAGAAACGAGGAGUGGGACCGGUUAAUGAACACCCAGGCGGAGCUCGCGGAUUCGUAUCAGAAGGAAAUUGACCGGAAGAGAGCCGAGAUUAAGAAGCAAGUAGCCAAAGAAAAUUUAGAACUCGCGGAACAGCACAAAUCCCAUCAGGACUAUCUGAAUCGUGUGCUUUACAAGAAUAAGCCGACUGCGGCCUUCUUCGAACAAUUUAACAAAGAUGCUCGCUGAAGGGGAAACUCUCCCCGUAUUAUGAUACGAAUAAAAUAUUUUUUUAACAAAUAUCUGUAGUCUAUACCAAUUUUUAUCCUUCUUUUAUCCUUAUAUGUAAUCAAAUAUACGACUUUAAAAAGAUACCGUGCUUCUAGUCAAUGAAUUUUAAUGAAUUAACGCCUAAAUUAAAGCUUAUAUCUAAAUGAAUACUAGCGAAUUCAAUAAAUACAGGAGAAGUUGCUUUUUAUAAUAGAAAUUCAUCUCAAAACAAUUGCUUAUAGUUAAAAGCUAGAUAUCAUCAGACAUAAACGAAAUUCUUCUUAGAGUUUCAGUUUUAAUUUAGGUUACGUUAAAUUAUUAAAAUUUGUCUAUCAUUAGCAAAGAUAUUCGCACUAUUCUAACACCUGCUUUUUGCCUUCGCUUACAAUAUUAUGAAACAGAAAGAUGCGAAUGUCUUCACUUUGAAAUAAAAAUUGCAAUUGAUUGAAGAUUUAAAUUAAAACUUACGUGGAUUCGAAAGAAUAAGUUGAAUCCUGCAUCGCACAAUUAUUUACAACAAUUAAAGAGACAGAGGAUAAUUAGAGAACGAAGUUCAGUUCAAUUUAUGGAUUAUAUGACCAUCUAGCGGUACGACGCUAGUACUAAUCGUCAGAAAUUGAUUUUCAGAAAACUCGAACACUUUACUAGGAAACAUUUAAAUAUAAAACGGUUCAAA
Ceratina calcarata is the source of this 1826-nucleotide messenger RNA. RefSeq names its product RIB43A-like with coiled-coils protein 1. Lineage: Eukaryota; Metazoa; Arthropoda; Insecta; Hymenoptera; Apidae. The transcript has 7 exons. Bases 20 to 1129 code for a protein of 369 amino acids. The record is from RefSeq and is a predicted model, not a curated record.